GGUCGUGGGCACUAGACUCUAUACAGAUUUGAUUUCGUUUGUGAUUUUGGUUUCUGGGACUUACGUGCAGGUGUUCACGUAUAUUUUCACUUUAUAAAGAUUCAGUACAGCUAACAAUAAGAACAAAACUGAAGAGGACUUGGGGGACUCUGUUCACUGCUGAUCGUUGUAUUUAUAUGUCGUAAAUAUGGCACUGUCUUGUGCAAUUUCCAACGAGGUCCCAGAGCACCCGGUAAUCUCUCCGGUUUCCGGUUCUAUUUUCGAAAAACGGCUUAUCGAAAAGUAUGUUGCAGAAAAUGGAGUGGAUCCUAUAAAUGGAAAAGAUCUUGCAGUUGAGCAGCUGAUUGAUGUAAAGGCUACGCCUCUUGUAAAGCCAAAACCACCGAGCGCAACAUCUAUUCCUGCAAUUCUAAAGAUUCUACAAGAUGAGUGGGAUGCAGUAAUGUUACAUUCGUUUACUCAGAGACAACAGCUUCAGACAGCCAGACAGGAGUUGUCUCAUGCUUUAUACCAGCACGAUGCAGCCUGCCGAGUUAUUGCUAGAUUGACCAAGGAAGUUACCGCAGCCAGAGAAGCACUGGCCACUCUUAAGCCACAAGCAGGCAUUACUCAAGCAACUGUUAUUCCACAACCGUCUGUUGCAGUGGAAGCUGGUGGUGCGGCAGCUCAACCAACUGAACAAGCUGGCAUCACUGAGGAUGUUAUUCAAAAAUUACAAGAACGAGCUACUGUUUUAACUCAAGAACGAAAAAGACGUGGACGUUCUAUACCGGAAGAUCUCUUACCACAAGAAAGCAUUAGGGCAUUCCAGACACUUGCUUCACACCCGGGAUUGCAUUCCGCAAGUGUACCAGGAAUUCUGGCACUUGAUAUACAUGGGGCAGAUACCAGCAAAAUUCUAACUGGAGGCGCAGACAAAAAUGCAACAGUUUUUAAUAAGGACACUGAACAAGUAGUUGCUAUUCUUAAAGGACACACCAAAAAGGUCACACGAGUUAUUUAUCAUCCGGAAGAAGAUGUGGUUAUGACAGCAUCACCUGAUACGACAAUUCGUGUUUGGAAUGUGGGAACAAGCCAAACGACACUUUUAUUGAGGGCUCAUGAUGCACCUGUAACUGGCCUCUCACUUCACCCUACAGGAGAUUAUUUGUUGAGCUCAUCUCUGGACCAGCACUGGGCUUUUUCGGACAUACGUACUGGCAGACUACUGACAAAGGUAGCUGGGCAAUCUGGACAGCCUUUGACAACAGCCCAAUUCCAUCCAGAUGGGCUUAUCUUUGGUACAGGAACAGCUGAUUCUCAAGUCAAGAUUUGGGAUUUGAAAGAGCAGUCAAACGUGGCUAAUUUCCCCGGUCAUUCAGGUCCAAUUACCGCUAUUAGCUUCUCAGAAAACGGAUAUUACUUAGCAACAGCCGCAGAAGACUCUUGUGUCAAACUAUGGGAUUUGCGAAAGCUUAAAAAUUUCAAGACACUUCAAUUAGAUGACUCUUAUGAAGUGAAAGAUAUUUGUUUUGAUCAAAGUGGUACAUACCUUGCUGUGGCUGGAUCCGACAUCAGAAUUUAUUUGUGUAAGCAAUGGCAAGAAUUAAAGGUACUCAACGAUCAUACGGCAACAGCUACAGGCGUUCGAUUUGGGAAGCAUGCACAGUAUAUCGCUUCUACCAGUAUGGAUCGAACAUUAAAGCUCUAUGGAUUACCUUAAGCCUCAACAAGUACCUAUUUAAUAAUGUGAAAAUAAAUUAUAUAAUUUCAAUUCAAAAAGGCAAAGUUGGUAACUAUUUCUUUAGAUGAUAUUAAUUUUUACUGAUAUGAUAAGUGUUCUUAUAUUUUUUGACCUAUUCAAUUGUCCAUAUUUCACCACGUAUAUUGUUGGUAUUUACUGUCCGUAUUACUGAUGAAACAAGGGAAGGCAAUGCGUAGUUAUGAGCCUGAUCACUUGAAGCAGGUUCAAAAUUAUAUGUAAGUUGCCUUUUGUAUAACAUAUUUGUCUCUAGCCAUCUUUAUGUCAAAUUACACUUAAAGUACUGCAAGGUGAUAAGUUUUGUCUUCCCCAUCCAUCUAAGAUUGAAGUUCAUAAUUUUUUCAUAUUUUACUGAAUUAUUUAUAUCCAUCCAUUUGAACGAGUAAACACACUGUAACUCCAAACCCCGUUAAAAUAUCAACGAUAGAUGCUAAUGUUUUGAUUAAGGAGUCAAACUUUCAUUCAUGAUUAUUCAUUUUCAUUCAUAUGUUUUAAAUGGCUGGGCCUUUUCAAAAUGAUUCAUCAAAAAGUGUUUAUUGUUUAAAAAUCGCGUGAAUUUAAACUAACAAUCUUCAUUUAGCUCCAACAGCCAGAAUUAUUUGGACAAAGUUCUGCAGUUGAAAUCAAAACUCACGUUCGAAAUAAAGAGGUACUCCAACUUUAAUUUUAAUUGAAUUUUGAUGCCUGGGUUGUGAAUUUUUCUCAAUUAGUAUUUUUACAAAAGUUUAGCACUGGAAGUUGAGAUUCAUAUCAAAAUAUCCAUCAAACCUUGGGCCAGAAAAUUACUACGAAAUUUGAAUAAAACUCUUGUACAAUUAUUUUGAUACAUCAACGAUAUAAAUGUCUCGAAUGAAAAAGGUCUUAAAGUAUAAAGAAAAGCUUUCAAAUCUUUUACAUUUAAUAGUAUGUAAUUGGUAUUCUGAAUCUGCAUUUUCAUGAUGUGAUCGAUGUGGUCACUGACUUUUGUUCCAUACUUAUUAUGAUUUUGCCGACUCGCAACAUUUUAUAACAUCAAUAAUUAAUUUAUAAUUCAUCUGUUCAUGCAAAUUCAUCGAGAGGAUAUCGAAAUAAAAUUUAUGUUGACUCCUGAAAUUCUGAUCAAAGGAAAUAUGCAUCACCAAUUGUGGAUCAUGUAGCCUAUGUUUCAAAUAGUUGUAAUAAAUAUUUUAUACAGCAACUCAA
This is a messenger RNA of Neodiprion fabricii, 2923 nucleotides long. RefSeq names its product pre-mRNA-processing factor 19 (gene Prp19). The transcript has 8 exons. The record is from RefSeq and is a predicted model, not a curated record. Bases 188 to 1702 code for a protein of 504 amino acids. Lineage: Eukaryota; Metazoa; Arthropoda; Insecta; Hymenoptera; Diprionidae. Gene Ontology annotation, molecular function: protein binding; ubiquitin protein ligase activity. Gene Ontology annotation, cellular component: U2-type catalytic step 1 spliceosome; Prp19 complex; cytoplasm. Gene Ontology annotation, biological process: DNA repair; mRNA splicing, via spliceosome; protein ubiquitination.